Kockovaella imperatae is the source of this 735-nucleotide messenger RNA. Its product is annotated as ER to Golgi transport-related protein. The coding region runs from base 125 to 616 and encodes 163 amino acids. The transcript is spliced from 7 exons. Gene Ontology annotation, cellular component: Golgi apparatus. The record is from RefSeq and is a predicted model, not a curated record. Lineage: Eukaryota; Fungi; Basidiomycota; Tremellomycetes; Tremellales; Cuniculitremaceae.
UUCAUCGCAGCUCCCGUGGGACGUCCCGAAGAUUAAAUAUUUGUUGUACGUUCAGACUUUUUUGUAUACACUACUUCUCGAUCUCGAACCUCACCAAACAGCUCCCCCCCCACACAUCGGCAUCAUGGAGUACAUCAACAAAGUCACGGACGUCGCCAGGAACUUCAGGGAGACUAGAUUAUCGACCUUGAAACCGCCUCAGGAGUUUUUCGAUCAUCACCAACUAUCCCGACCGAAAGAUCUCAACGAUGCCACUGCCAGGAUAACUUACAACACUCGUCAUUUCUCCGGCAACUACCUCAUCGUCAUUCUCAUCCUCUUCGUCUACGCCUUACUCACAAACUACCUCUUGAUCAUUGCCGUCGUGUUCCUAGCAGGAGGCUUUGCACUCAUCAACCGCUUCGCCGCCGAACCCAUCCAUAUCGGAAAUCUCGUCAUCACCCAACAACAGCUAUACAUUGGUUUAUUCGUUGUCGGCUUGCCAUUGCUUUGGGUCGCUUCCCCCGUAUCGACUUUCUUCUGGCUCGUCGGAUCAUCUGCAAUUCUCAUCAUUGGGCACGCAUGUUUAAUGGAGCCGGGCGUUGAGAGCGAAUACGCCGGAGUGGAGGGUGUAUAGAAGGGUAACGAAGCGGCAGGGAUGAUGAUAUGUUCUCUGCGCAUAUGGCGUAUCCGCCCUCAGCUAGCCUCUUAUGGUAUUACACAUAGAUAGACUCGUUUCACGCACAGGUAUUCGAC